CAUCAUCCUCAUCACCACCACCACCACCGCCUCUCCUCACAGAGCAUCCCCAGCAGCUCGGUAGCGCGCAUCGACUGUUCGCUACCACUGCUGUCGCUGCUGCUGCUGCCGUCUUAAUCGCGCAAAAGGCGGCCUUUGAUGGCCUCGAGCGGCUUGCCUCCGGAACUCGAUCCAGACUAUCAGCAUCGAUUGGCCUCGCGCCAGCAUCAUCACCGCCAAUCAGCUUCGAUCAGUUCGGUAGCUUCGGGUCCCUCGCACCCACCACCUAACGGCAUGGUCUCGACACGCGGAGCGGGCAGCUCGUCCGGCCACGUAGCAUCCCCGCACGACGACGGCAAUGCUGUCGCUGGAGGUUCACGUCGCUCCAGUCGAGCAGGAGGGAGGCGAUCCUACAAGGAAGAGGACAUAGAGGAUGACGAUGGUGCAGGGUCUCCUGACCCCAUCGCCUCGGCCCCCGUGCGCUCCUCCCGCCGCCGCAGCGCCGACGAAGACCCUGAUGCAGAUGUUGACGCAGAGGGCGAUUCGGACGAAGAAGACGACGACGAUGAGAAGCCCAUCCAGCAAGCACGCACACGCAGCGGCCGAGUGACCAAUCAUCGCAGCUAUACCGAGCCCGGCGCGAGCAGCGACUCUGAUGAGGAUCAUGUCCCCGCGCCGAGACGUAGAGCUGCGACCAGCAAGUCGAUGGGCGGCUUCGUCGUCGACGACGGGGACGACGACGUGGACCGCCCAUACGGCUCUUCCUCGCGCAGAUCGACCCGCACCACGCUGCGUCGCGGCAACCAACCCAAAGUCGCCCGCCUCGCAGCAUCGAAGCGCGCCGCCAAGGUGGACGAGGAAGAGCUCGACUCCGGCGCAGAGACCGAAGACCGCUCUGACGACCAAGAAGAAGUGGGUCGCUCCUAUCGUCUACGCGAGCGCAAAAAAGUCGACUACUCUCUCACUGCACCUCCCGCAGAGCCUGAGCGCGAUGGAUUUGGGCGACCGAUCAAGAGGACGAAGAGUAAGACGGGGCUGGGUUCAAGUAUGGGUGGGGCUUUCGAGCUCGGUGCUGGGCCGGCGCAUCUAGGGGGAGGAGGACGCAAAGGCAAGACGGGCUGGGAUGCUCUGCCGCUCAGCAUGACGGGCCAGGACUACGCACGCAUGUUUGGCGAGGACAACGACGACAGCUCAGACGACGAUAUCCCUGCGUCACGCAAGGCCCCGCCUCCAGCUCUUAUAGGCGCGAGUGGAUCUACGGGCGGUCUACUCGGCUCAGGCCCAGCACCAGCAGACGGCGCCAACGAAGGCUCAGCUCGCGAUGCCCUCGGCCGCAUCAAAAAAGGAGGCGACUCGCUCGCAGACAUCGACCCGCUGGGCGUCAACAUGGCCGUGGACUUCGACUCGGUUGGCGGGCUCGACGGACACAUUCAACAGCUCAAGGAGAUGGUCAGCCUUCCCUUGCUCUAUCCCGAGGUUUUCCAGCAAUUUAAGGUCACCCCUCCUCGCGGCGUGCUCUUCCACGGCCCGCCCGGGACAGGAAAGACGCUCGUUGCCCGCGCCCUCGCUGCAAGCUGUAGUACGUCGGGACAGCAGAUCAGCUUCUUCAUGCGUAAAGGCGCGGACUGCCUGAGCAAGUGGGUGGGAGAGGCGGAACGUCAGCUACGCCUGCUCUUCGACGAGGCACGCGCCUCGCAACCAUCCAUCAUCUUCUUUGACGAGAUCGACGGUCUGGCGCCCGUGCGCAGCAGCAAGCAGGACCAGAUCCACGCGUCCAUUGUAUCGACGUUGCUCGCGCUCAUGGACGGGAUGGACGGGCGAGGUCAGGUCGUCGUAAUUGGAGCCACGAAUAGGCCAGACUCGGUUGACCCGGCACUACGCAGGCCUGGCCGCUUUGAUCGCGAGUUCUACUUCCCUCUGCCUUCUCGCGAAGCUCGCCGCAGCAUCAUCAACAUUCACACAAAGGGGUGGGACCCGCCUCUCAGCGACGCAUUCAAGGAGCAGCUUUCGGAGGUGACAAAAGGGUAUGGUGGAGCGGACCUGCGAGCGCUUUGCACCGAGGCGGCCCUCAAUGCUAUCCAACGUCGAUACCCGCAAAUCUACCAGACGUCGGAGCGAUUGGUCCUGCAACCGGAGACGAUCAAGGUUGAGGCCAAGGAUUUCAUGAUGUCCGUCAACAAGCUGGUGCCUUCCUCGGCUCGCUCGUCCACCUCCGCCGCUGCCCCGCUACCAGAGCAUCUUCGCCCGCUCCUCGGCCGCACAGUCGACGAGGCUAUCGCAGCGCUGCAAAAGGUGCUUCCGCCCUCCUCGAAGCGCAAUCCACUCGAAGAGGCGCUAUGGGAGGACGACGGGGACGACGGUGCGGACGGAUUUGGCCGCGAGAUGAUGCUGCAGAGCUUCGAGUCGCUGCGCAUCUUCCGUCCUCGGCUGGUGAUUGCAGGCCAGCCAGGCAUGGGCCAAUCCUUCAUAGGCGCUGCUCUCCUUCAUCAGCUCGAGGGAUACCACGUCCAGUCACUCGACAUCGGCGCGUUGAUGGGUGACAGUGCGCGCACACCCGAGGCGGCCGUCGUGCAGCUCUUUGUCGAGGCGAAGCGACACAAGCCCUCCGUGCUAUUCAUCCCGGGUCUAGUCCACUGGGCCCAUUCCGUGUCAGACGCUGUGCGAGCUACCACGAAGGCUCUCCUCGACGAGCUCUCGCCCAGCGACCCGGUGCUGCUCCUCGCCGUAGCCGAAGCCCCCCUCUCGCAGCUGCCCGCAGACGUGGCCAAAUGGUUUGGCUACCUGCGGGACAACAAGAUCGAGGCUACGCUUCCCUCAUCCUCGCAGCGCGAAGCCUUCUUCUCCGAGCUCCUCGCCAACGUCCGCAAGCCCCCCAGCGACUUCCCCGACGCCCUUCCCCGUCGCAAACGCAUCCUUGAAGAGCUACCACGCGCGCCUCCACGUCCUCCCCGCCAGUUGACGCAAGCCGAGCUCCAACAGCAAGCAGCAGAGGACCAUCGCACCCUCGAGCAGCUCAAGUAUCGCUUAGGCCCCAUCCUGAACGAGCUGCGCAAGAAGUUCAAGAAGUUUACGCGUGACCCCUGGGAUGAGUAUGAGCUGCAGUACCUUACGGAUCAGCUGGGCUUCGAUUACGUUAAGGAGAAGGGGAAGAUCGUUGUGACGAUUCGGUAUGCCAAGGGGUUCAGGCCUAGGAGACGCUCGACUAUUACCGAGGUGAACGGGCUGAGCGUCAUCACGGGUAGUGGUGACGAGGUGGGCUCGCACCAGCCGGCGGAACAGCCACAGAGAGGACAGUCAGCACCUGCUGAGCAGCCAAGCGACGAGCCUGGCGCGGCAGACGUGUCGAUGAGCGAGGGGGCAGUGCCAGCAGGGGCAGCCUCGCAGCCCAUGCCGGGUAGCAAUGGCGGCAUGUCAAGCCUUGGCGCAGCGAUGACUUUCGGAGCUCCGCCACCACCACCACCUCAAGCAACCGACGGCUCAGUGACCAACCUCGUUGCGGCCGAAGUCCCCGCCACCAACGGUGACGGAGCCAGCGGCGCCAUGGCAGUCGCAGCCGCAGCCGCCGACCCCACCGCCGCCCCCAACGACACAGCCUCGACGGACGACGCGCUGUACGACACGCGGGCGAUGACCAUCUACACGAUGAACCUAGAACGAAUGCAGAAGCGCCUCUACUACAAUGGGUAUCUCACCAUCGCCGAUUUCCUCACUGACCUGUCCAAGAUAGUCUCCAAUGCGGAGACGGCCGAGGAGGUCGAUCAGGAAAGGAUGGUCCGAGCGCACCAGAUGAGGAACAUGGCCAACAUCAUGCUCGACCAGUACAUCGAUGUGGCUUUCCGCGCCGAAUGCGAGCGUAUGGCUGUUAGGCAGCGGGCGAGAGAGGAGGAGAAGAGACGGGCCGACGAAGCGGCAAAGAGCUUGGCGGCUGCGGCUGCGGCUGGGGGUGUACCGCCGCCUAAGCCUACAGGGGAGAGGUUCAGUGCGAGGGUGCAGGGACAGGCCCCCGAGCAUCAGACGCCCGUCGAUGUCAGGGCUAUAGAGCGCAAUAAGCGCAGGCAGGAGAGUGUGGAUGCAGAGGGGCAGGAAGCGAACAAGAAGGCGCGAAGCGGCAGUCGAGAGGGCGAGCGCGAGCAAGAGGAGCAGCAAGCCGUCCCGCUGCUCAACGGUAAUGGCGCCAGCUCGCAGAGUCUUGACGGCUCUCAGCACGACCCUGCCGUCGCCGCCCACCCACACUCAGCACCAGCAGCGCACCCGCCCUUCAUCUGCCCCCCCGCCCUCCUCUCCACCCUCUCCUCCACCCUCCUCUCCUCGUCUCAGCACUUCAACAUCGACCAACUACUCCAACUACGCGCCGCCUCCUUCGACUUGGUCUGGCGGGAGCGGAGCCAGUGGGAUCGCACGGCACUCAUCCACCAGCUGAUGGCAGUGGCGGAGCAGGUCAAGGAGGCGGUAGAGCUCGAGAGGAGGGAUGACGAGGAGCGGGCACGCAGGGAUGCGAUGGUGUAGACGGGCGGGAAAGCGGUGAGGAGACCGAGCAAAGCGAUGCGAUGUGAUGCGAUUCUGUAGAAAGGAUCGAUCCGCGUCGAUCGACCGAAUCACGACCCAAGACCAAACUGUACGAUCGCAAUCUCCAGUCCCUCGCACUCCGUCCCCAUCUCCUCAGCCUGAUAUCUCACCAGCG
This is a messenger RNA of Jaminaea rosea, 4660 nucleotides long. Its product is annotated as AAA-domain-containing protein. The coding region runs from base 139 to 4485 and encodes 1448 amino acids. NCBI's taxonomy places the organism in Eukaryota, Fungi, Basidiomycota, Exobasidiomycetes, Microstromatales. Gene Ontology annotation, biological process: positive regulation of transcription by RNA polymerase II. Gene Ontology annotation, molecular function: chromatin binding; ATP binding; histone binding. The transcript is spliced from 3 exons. The record is from RefSeq and is a predicted model, not a curated record. Gene Ontology annotation, cellular component: nucleus.